UUCUCUCUCUAGCAGUUCUGCCAAGAUUUUAGAGAGAGAAACACACACACACGCACCCAGAAACAGAUGAGUGAGUGAAGCAGCAAACUAGAGACGAUUGAUUGAUUAAUUGAUCGAUCGAUCGAUCGAUUUCUCUUGGUAUCGAAGAACUCACCUGAAAAGGGACUUUCGAUUUGAGUUUUCUUAUAAUCUCUCGGUGGUGUUAUUUGAAUGGAUACAAGAAGAUUAUCGGAUAAAAAUGGAGAUGGGUUAUUUCCAAAUUCUGGAAUCGGGUUUCUUUGGUGUCCUAGAGAUGAUCAUCUUCCACAAUCUGGGGGUUUAUUUGCAAGUGUUGGACAAAUGGGCAAAGGGGGUUUUGGUGGAGUUUCCCCUAAUUCUAAAAAUUCAGGUACUAAUGAUGGUGGUGGUGAUAUGAAAUUUCCGUUUUCAUCGAAAUUUGUUUCGGCACCUGAAUCAAGUUUUAGGGUUCUUGAGGUUCCAGAAAUGGAGGAGGAGGCAGGGGAGGAGUGGGUAGGGGGGUUGAAGAAGAAGAAGAAGAAGAAGGGUGGGGGGAAAUUGAAAAUCAAGAUUGGGAAUCCAUCGUUAAGGCGGUUGAUCAGUGGGGCGAUAGCGGGGGCUGUAUCGAGAACUUCGGUUGCUCCAUUGGAGACUAUAAGGACUCAUUUGAUGGUAGGAAGUUGUGGGCAUUCUACGAUCGAGGUUUUCCAAGAUAUUAUGCAGACUGAAGGUUGGACCGGGCUUUUUAGGGGCAAUUUCGUCAACGUCAUUCGCGUCGCCCCUAGCAAGGCAAUUGAGUUAUUUGCUUAUGAUACGGUGAAGAAGAAUUUGGCUCCGAAGCCUGGAGAACAAGCAAAACUUCGUAUACCCGAGUCAUUGAUUGCUGGCGCCGUUGCUGGAAUUAGCUCGACUAUAUGCACGUACCCUCUUGAGUUGCUCAAAACCCGACUUACGGUUCAGAGGGGUGUGUACAAGAAUCUCGUAGAUGCUUUUAUCAAGAUCGUGAAAGACGAGGGCCCUGCCGAACUCUACCGUGGCCUCACACCGAGCCUAAUUGGCGUCGUCCCUUAUGCCGCUACAAACUAUUUUGCGUACGACACAUUACGCAAAGCCUACAAGAAAUUCUCGAAAGAUGAUGAAAUCGGAAACAUUGCAACGCUCCUAAUCGGGUCGGCGGCCGGUGCGAUCUCGAGCAGCGCGACUUUCCCGCUCGAGGUGGCUCGGAAACACAUGCAAGCGGGUGCGGUGAACGGAAGAGUCUACGAUAACAUGUUACACGCACUUUUAAGCAUUCUCGAGAAGGAAGGCGUCGGAGGGUUGUACAAAGGUUUGGGGCCGAGUUGUAUAAAGAUAGUGCCGGCUGCGGGGAUUUCGUUCAUGUGCUAUGAAGCGUGCAAGAAGAUACUUGUCGAGAAGGAAGACGAUGAACCGUAGGAACGAGAACGGGCCCCGAGGGGAACGUCGAGGGUAUUUUUGCUCGGAUUUUCGUUGGUCGUUUUUGAACGAGAAUAAAGUAUUUUUGAUGAUUUUGUGGUUAGACAAGAUUUUUAGGGCAUUAUGAUGGUAGGAUUUGCUUCCGGUUUAUGCAACUUAGCUCAAUUUGA
Messenger RNA from Cynara cardunculus var. scolymus (artichoke), 1601 nucleotides. RefSeq names its product adenine nucleotide transporter BT1, chloroplastic/mitochondrial-like. Bases 211 to 1431 code for a protein of 406 amino acids. The record is from RefSeq and is a predicted model, not a curated record. Gene Ontology annotation, biological process: transmembrane transport. The transcript is spliced from 4 exons. Lineage: Eukaryota; Viridiplantae; Streptophyta; Magnoliopsida; Asterales; Asteraceae.